GGCUGUGACGGGGUUGCGUCAUUUCCUGAAAGCCAAGCGUUCGGGGCUCCGUCCGCGAGACUCCACAGACAGUCUGGGGAGCUCGAGAGGACUGUGUCGUCGAGCAGGUCAUCUGGAAGGAUCGCAACGAAACUCGAAACACAAACGCCAUUUUAACGUAUAUUUCUUGCCCUCUACUUACAAUACCACUUGGGAUUAAUGUGGAUAUUCUGAAAACUGGAUUUACCAAGAGGAACUACAAGGAAAGACGAUGAGGAUAUCAACUUGGGAGCGUUUACAGACCCUCGAAUGAGAAUAGUAACUUUUUAUCGGGACGAAGAGGAUAUUUAUAAUCGUGUCACCGUGUGAUCGAUCUUGCGUAACUUUAUACUUAGGGCUAUUCCUGUUUUAUAUACAACGAAGGUUGUUUUUUUUUAGCUGCACCGGCGCUCUCCUUUCACGCGCCUGUUGACGGCGCGUGGCGGAGACACCGGAGAAGCUUCGGCUUGCGCCAGCUACCGGAGAAGGACCGGCUCGCGCCAGCCACCUGACCUCUGUACAGGAAAACAAGUGCUUGCUUAAUGAAACAGGCCGGUGGUUCUUGUCCAUUAUAUCCACGUUUAUUUCUUGACAUGGGCUACUUGUUGUUUACGGGUUGAAGGCUAAACUUCUCACGCGAAAGGAUUAACGUCACAAGUUCGAGCGUUUCCAUAGUGACAUAGUCGACAGAGUCGGUUUAUGUUAAUUAGCCGUUGGAUAUAGAUUUCGCGUAAUUUAUAGAAUGUAAACGUUUGUAUGGUGGAGUUUGAAGGUUGAACCGUUGUUUGUUGUUUUGUUUUGAACCACUUUAACCGCAUCAGACGUCCUCAAGCUGUCACUAUGACCAGAAGCAGGGUGCUACUUCACCCCCCCUCGAGCAGCGGCUCCAUGCCUAGUGAGUAACCGCUCCGGUGCGGCGGGCCGUGGCCCUGCGGCGGGAAGACCGCCGGCAUGAGCAGCAUGGAUCUCGAGCGCAUGUCGCUCAGCUCCUCGGCCAACUCCGUCGCCUCGAGUGCCCGGACACUGUCGGCCAACGUGAAGAAGCUCCACAACGCCUUGAACCUCCUGCUCAACGAGUUCGAGAGGGAGCAGUUCAUCCACUGCCUCAACGUGUACCACUCCAAGCGCAACGUGUACGACCUGGUGCAGACCCUCAAGAUCAUCCUGAACGCGCCGAGCAAACGCCAACUUCUGCCCAUGCUCCGGCUGGUCAUCCCCCGCUCGGACCAGCUGCUGUUCGACCAGUACACCUCGGAGGGUCUCUACCUGAAAUCGGAUUUAGUUGCGAGCAACGGGACCCUGGAGCCCCCGAACGAUUUGGCCAGUGGGAGCUCGACCCCGACCUCUCCACCAGCGCGGGAUGUGCCUUCGCCAAACAUCCCCCGCGAGUCCAAAGUGGCGCUGCGAGGCUCUCCGGAUAGUUUCAGCACUAGCAGCGAGGGGACAGCUCCCCUCGUGCCGCUGCUCGGUAAAAACUUUGUCCACGAGCCCCCCGGGGAGGUGCGCCAUGUGAUCAUGAAGCGGCACAAGAGCAACGAGGGUCUGGGGUUCAGCAUUCGCGGGGGCUCGGAGCACGGGGUGGGCAUCUACGUGUCCCUCGUGGAGCCCGGGUCUCUCGCCGAGAAGGAGGGUCUUCGGAUCGGGGAUCAGAUCAUGAAGGUCAACGACAAAGUGUUCGACAAGGUGACCCACGCAGAAGCUGUUAAGGUGCUGAAGGGCACCAAGAAGCUGUCGCUGCACGUGCGUUCGGUGGGCCGCAUCCCGGGGGGCUACGUCACCAACCACGUGUACACCUGGGUGGACCCCCAGGGCCGCGGGGUCUCCCCUCCCCCCGACCUCCCCGAGCACCGCAGCAACACCCUGCGACGCAGCGACACCCUGCGGCGCAGCGACAUGGCGCUGCUGCAGGACGGCGACGAGAAGAAGGUGAACCUGGUGCUGGAUGACGGGCGGUCUCUGGGCCUGAUGAUCCGGGGCGGGGCAGAGUACGCUCUGGGGAUCUACAUCACCGGGGUGGACCAGGGGUCUGCUGCAGAGUGCGGAGGACUCAAGGUGGGCGACCAGAUCCUGGAGGUGAACGGGCGCAGCUUCCUGGGCAUCCCCCACGACGACGCGGUGCGCGUGCUCAAGUCGUCGCGCCACCUGAUGAUGACGGUGAAGGACGUGGGCCGGCUGCCGCACGCCCGCACCGUGGUGGGAGAGACCAAGUGGAUCGCCAGCUCCCAGAUCUCCGAGACCUCCACCACCAGCAGCCUGGCGGGUGUUUCCAUGGACCAGGGAGCCUCCGCAGCCGGAAAGCCGGUGUUCUACAAGGGCGUGGCGGGCUCCCAGGUGACCCUGACCAGCGUGGUGAACCAGCCGCGGGCCAUGCUGGAGGAGCAGGCCCGCCACCUGCUGACGGAGGCGGAGCGGCAGACCAUGGGCUACUACGUGGAGGAGUACCGCGACGGGCACAUCGCCGUGGAGCCGCUGGUCAUGGCUCUGUUCGAGCUGCUCAACACACACGCUAAGUUCUCCCUGCUCUCAGAGGUGCGCGGCCUGGUCACUCCCCAGGAUUUGGAGCGCUUCGACGGGCUGGUGUUGCGCCGCGAGAUCCAGGCUCUGAAGGGCCGCCAGGGCCCCGCCGGAGCCCCGGGCCUCCACCCAGACUCCCAGUCCAUGGUGUCCUACCCCGACACGCUGACCUCCUCCUCCGCCAGCUUCAUGACCAACACCACCCUAAGCUCUGCCCGGGAGAGGUUGCUCUGGCUCAUAGAUAUGAUGGAGAACGACAGUGUGGUGGACAGUGAGAGGGACACUCUGGAGAGUUCAGAAACUCUGCUGCCAGACAUCUCGUUGGACGACGUCGACUCGUCCACACCCGAGCCCCCCCCCUCCUUUAAGCCACCCCCCCCCCCCGGGGUUCAGAGGAAACCCAGCCGGAGGGAUAAGGUGGACAAGCGCACUUCCUCCGAGUCCGCCCAAUCAGACGGCCUUUACUUCACCGCGCCCGCCUCCCGCAACCACCACGCCCCCACCUCCCCCUCGCCGCUCCCCGCCCGUCGAGACUCCUCCCACCAGUACGCCACCGUCCAGAGGAAAGGCCCCUCCCUCCCGCCCAUCGCGGCCCAGCUGGCCAUGGUCCACCGCCACCACAUCGGGCCCUUCCCCAGGGUCCAGUCCCCCACCAGGGGCCCUCAGCCUUCCCCCAGGUCCCCAUCCACACCUCCUCCGCCUCCUCCGCUCCCUGCUCCCGCCCCGCCUCAUCCGCCACCACCCCCACCCUCUCAUCCUCCGCCCCACACCCCAAAGACCAAGGCCUCGGCCAAGACCUCCCCCAAAGCCCGAUUUGUGACGGUGGAGCUCCACCGGCAGAACGCGGAGCCAGACCUCAACGAAGUGCGCCCCCUGCCCCAGCCUGGAGGUGGGACGCUGGCCCAGCAGUCGGACGGGGGUCAGACCCUGAGUGAGGACAGUGGGGUGGACCUCCCGGAGUCUCAGGGCCGCACUAGUAAGGACGGCCCCGGCCGCCCCGCAUGCAUACGCCCCCCACAGGGCGGCCCGGGGGGGGCGGGGGAGCACACUCCCAGACCGCCGGGUCUGCUGGAUCCCACCUCCCAACUGGUGAGGGUCGGUAAGAGCGCCACCACGCUGGGGAUCGCCAUCGAGGGAGGAGCCAACACACGCCAACCCCUGCCCCGUAUCGUCACCAUCCAGAGGGGCGGGUCGGCCCACAACUGCGGCCAGCUGCGGGUGGGUCAGGUGAUCCUGGAGGUGAACGGGGUUUCCCUCAGGGGCCGGGAGCACCGGGACGCCGCGCGCCUCAUCGCCGAGGCCUUCAAGAACAAGGAGCGCGACCACGUGGACUUCCUGGUGACAGAGUUCAACGUGGCGCUAUAGCUUGAAGAGGACGAGGAGCGGUGCUGAAGGGAAGUCGAAUGAGUCUCACUCCCCUCGCGGUGGAUAAGCGCUAACAAGCAGCUAGCUGUGAUCAGCGCUAGCAGGGUGGGGGGGGGGGAACUGAAUGCAGAAUGUCGCAUUCCUUCACCCGCCGAGCGUUUUGUUCCAAGAUGGUUGCUAGGUGGGGGUUUAACACACAUUCCAAGCGGCCAUUUUGGUGCCUUUUCACCAACUGGUGAUUUGGUUAUUCUAGAAUUUGGCGCGAAGAACCAAGAUGGCGGCUUGGAAUGUACUUUUGGAACUAAGGAUCACAUGGUGGAAACCGUCCAGUAAGGCACAUUGAAGGACUAACUGCACCCCCGGCUUCCAGGAAUAAGAACAUUAACAUUUGAAUUAAAUGCUUUCCAUACUUUCUACCCAGCAGGAAGACAGACGGCAGAUACUAUGAGCCUCUAUAGUUUUGAUAGAUGCGUCAUCAUUGCACGGCCCCCCUCUCUCUAGCCUUCAGCCUUUCACCUGCUCAACCAACCUGUGAAAUGUGAAGGCACAAGCCCUCAUCCAUCAUGGGAGGGAUGCUUCUAGUCUAUCCACGCCUUCCGGGAUCAAGACACCAACCCUGUGGAGAUGGAUAUUGGUCUGUAACUCGCGUCCCCAGAACUAGGGGUCGGAUGGAUGGCGCCCUGAAUUAUUUUUGUUUUCGUAGUCGUAGCGCUGCGCUUGAGUCACUAGCGGAACGAUCCGCUGUUUGAACAACAAGCCGUUUGAACUUCCGAUAGCCCAGCCUCAUCGUCUGUCCUCCUAAUGGCUGAUCCUCCACACACAAACAAACCUCUCUCUGUCGCUCUCGCUCCAGCUAAAAAAGAAAAACCAAGAUGGUUUCCCUUUAUCAGCCUUUCCUCUUAUACCUGUUUUUCUUUUGUACAAAUGAACAAAUGUAGAUACAGAUAUAUAUAUACACGCUACACAUUCAUAUAGAUAAGAUAUAUAUAUAUAUAUGGAUUAGAAUCAAUGCUGUAUGACACCAUGAGGUGCAGACUAAAGCAAAUUCAUACAUAGGCCUAUGUUUCCAUUCUUGGUUAGUAUUUGAAGUAUUUUUUCUGUUUGUUUCCGGCAGUGAAAUCAAGGAAAAGUUAUUGGAGCAAAACAUGUAUAAAGAAUACAUGGUUAGCUUGGGUUCAACAAAGUUAGUAUAUAAAAGUAAUAAUUAUAAUUAACUUUAUUAUUGUAGCACUUUUCAAAAUAAAAGUUAUUAAUGGUGCUUUGUGGGAAAUCUCACACAAAGAAGCAGAGAGAAACCAUUUCAAACCCAGUAGGGCUAAAAAAGGUGAGAGCUUGAAACUGGUAUGAAUGGAAACAAAAUAUAUGUUGUUAUUUCCUGUUAUUCUUCCACUCGUUUCUGUGAAUCCUUUGCACUUUUCAGCCUUUCCAUUCGAGUAUUGCUACUUCUGUUAAUUUUGUUGAUUUUGUGAAUACGUCAACAGGGACUUGCCGUAGCCAUGAUGCCAUACGAUGAUGAGGAGAUGAGGGAUAUUUAAGAGGAUGACGAAGCCAAAGAUUUUAGAAAUUAUGUACAGGCAUGUUUAAUCAAACACACAUGGACAUGAGCACACAGACACAGGCGCACACACACACACACACACACACACACACACACACACACACACACACACACACACACACACACACACACACACACACACACACACAGACACACACACAUCAUGCUUGCAAGUACCCAUCACAGAAACAUAAUUAACAGAUAUGCAUUCAAAUUCAGAGAGAUGGAGGGAAUGAUAGAGAGAAUAAGGGAGAACGAGAGAGGAAAUAGAAUGAUGGAGGGAACAAUAGAGAGGGUGAUGGAGAGUGCAAGAAUGAUAGAGAACAACGGCGAUAGGGAUGGAGAAUGGUGAAGAGAACAAUUGGAAGAGAGCAUCAUAGAGAGAACAAUAGGAAGAUAGAAAGAAAGAUAGAGAUACGAAGAGGUAGUGAUGUUGUUAUGGAGAUGUUUGGUCAUUAGGACAACCGGAGUAGACUGGGGCACACGCAGUACUCUGGGUGAUUCAUUAUCUUAUGUUCCUGCUGUGUGUGUAUUUGUGUGUGUAUGUCUUUGUUUUGUACAAUGUAUGUGUGUGUGUGUGCACAUAUGCGUCUGUGUUUUGUGGGUGCCUAUGGGAUGGUGUCUUUUUUGUUUUGUGUGUGUAUGGGUGUGUGCGCACAAGUUUGUGCUUUGUGUGUGGUGUGUAUGUGUGUUUGCUUGUGUUUAAUGUGUGUGUGUGUGUGUGUGUGUGUGUGUGUGUGUGUGUGUGUGUGUGUGUGUGUGUGUGUGUGUGUGUGUGUGUGUGUGUGUGUGUGUGUGUGUGUGUGUGUGCUUGUUUAAGUGUUUGUGUCCGUCCUCAACACUAUUAUCUAAUGUCGUACUGGGAGUACGAAGAGUGAAGCAAGGCUUAAUAAUUACCAAAACUUACCGGCAGGAACAUGUUAGCAAGUCCCAGACGUUGGAGGAACUAAAGAGAACUGUACAUGUUCUGGGAAGAUAGGAGAUGUGUCUGUUUGUAAAAACACACACUACAUACUGCCACAGAGAGGGGACAGUACACACACUGAGACAAGCUCUGUUUACGCUUUCAAAUGUUCCCUGUGCCGACUCCCACACCUGCCCCUGGCUAUCUCCACACACACACACACACACACACACACACACACACACACACACACACACACACACACACACACACACACACACACACACACACACACACACACACACACAUAAACACAACUCCCCCCACACACACAUACCCAAGUGCACACACAACUCCCCCCACACACGCACACAUACCCAAGUACACGCACACACACACACACACACCUGUUUACAGGUGCACACAGACCUCACUGCAAAAUAGGACUUAAUGAAAAGCUGAAGAAAUAUUCAAAAACACUUCAAAUAUAGAGAUGAGAUCUUGUGAUUUGAUCACAUCUUGUACUCACCACACGCUGAUGACAGCGCCAUUAAUCAGGGAAGACAGAGAGAUGCUUGAGCCCUGAGACAGCGACUUCAUCUGUUACCACGGCAAUUCAAUGGUUUUGUCAUUUUGUUUUGUUUUUCUCCCUACUUCACUUAAGGGAGGAGGAGGAUCAAAUCUAAAAUCUCUGUUUCAGCUGUCGCCUUUGAUGACAAGCUCAUGAUGGAACAUUUGGCGAUAUUAGAUUCUUGAGUAGCAACAACAUAGCAUAGCAUUGUUUUAUGGCUUUUCCUCCGGUAUAUCCAAAUGUAGUUUCGCCAACUGAAAGACAUUAUAAAUAAAAUUAAUUAUGAAGUGGGAUCUUUAUAGCAGAAAAAAGUUUACGUGCACGUGUCCACCACCAAUAAAGUUUGACGGCAAGUCCCACAAUUUCCAAUGUGUGCAUUAUUUUGAUGUGAUGGAAAAAGGCACAUAAACAAUUCUUGGCACUUUGGUUCCUCUUCUCAAGAUUAAAUCCACACACGUUACUAGACCUCGGAACUAUGAUUUCCAUUCUUUUUUUUUUUCCUGUUUAACUCGACCGAUAUCACCUGCACAAAAGGCCAGUCUUCUGUUAUCCCCUGAAAUGUUCAGACAUCUGAUUUUGCCCGUUUUUUUAUGUAUUUUCCUCGCUUGCAGAUUUUCAUGUGAAAUGCUAUUUAUACAGAAAGUGUGUUUAAUUUUACAAUAAAGGUUACUGCACAAAACAGA
Messenger RNA from Gadus macrocephalus (Pacific cod), 7613 nucleotides. It is a transcript of the gene whrna, whose product is annotated as whirlin a. Gene Ontology annotation, cellular component: stereocilia ankle link complex; photoreceptor inner segment; plasma membrane. The record is from RefSeq and is a predicted model, not a curated record. Gene Ontology annotation, biological process: sensory perception of sound; auditory receptor cell stereocilium organization. NCBI's taxonomy places the organism in Eukaryota, Metazoa, Chordata, Actinopteri, Gadiformes, Gadidae. Gene Ontology annotation, molecular function: protein binding.